CUAGGAGGGUGUGAAGUAGUCAGGGGAAUAGCUGCCUUCUCUUGCAGUAACAGCACUAAGCCACUGUGACUCAGGAAGGAAAUGGCAACAGCAUCAUCCUCUGCUUUCUCAGCAUCGAUUGCAACACGGCGCAAACCCUUUGAAGGUUAGGCAGAUGAAUGAAAAAUACAAGCAGCUAGACGUUGGUUUCAGUUGCAAAGGUAGCCUGAGUUGAGGUACUGCGGCCUGUAGCCCCUACACUGCUGAAUGAGAGAAAUGUGAGCUCGCUGCAGUACUGCAGUGCUGCUGCAGACAAUACUGCCAUCGAAGGUAAACAGAGGGCUCCAAGAGACAGACCGAGAGAGGAGAGAGAGAGAGAGAGAGCAAGCUGCAGAGCAGCCACUGCCCUUACUGUCAAUACAGAGACAGACACUGUGCAGCUAGCUAGAAGGAGGACUGCUCAAUUGAAAACUGGAACCACCAGAUUUACUACAAGUGCAGGUAACGUGAUUCAAGCAAGCAUCUUCAUAUAAUUCACUAUUGCUAAGCUGAGAGCUUCUGUGUCGUUGACUCAGUUCUGUCAUAAAGCUUUCUUCUGGGAUAUGUUUGCAGUGUUCGCCUGCUCAUUUUGCAGCAUUCACUGCCGUUAAGAGAUUGAGCAUCCAAAAGAGGAAGAGAAGUCAGGACAUACAGUUAUAAAAACUGACACCUUAGCUUCAUUGUAUAAAGAGCAGCGUGUUUGAAACUGAUGUGGACUGUGCAAACGAUUCAGGAUGAUUCUUACAGAUUGUGUUGCAGCCUGAAUUGACUGUAUGGAUAGUGAAGACUCCUGGUGCAAAGAGAGAAACCUGCAAAGGUGCAGAGAUGGUCAGACAGGGAAGGGAGUGCAGGCCCUACCUGUGAAGCAAGCUGCCUAAUCGCAGCUGGGACUCUCAGACCCCUAGCCCAUGGCGUGCCUGAAACAGCAGCAGGCUGCCAUCAAGAUGGAGGCAGUGAAGAUUGUGCCAGUGGAGAAGUUUGCGGAGUGCUCAAGCUCACAGGGCCGGUACGGGCCCUCACAGUGCGUACGUGAGCCACCGCUUGUGGGAAAGUGUGCCUGGCCCCUAGAAUCCGAGAUCAUCGCAAACCAGGCCUGCGCUGACGUCCCCACCCUGGAGAAAGCCCGGAGCCCUAGCGGGCUGGCCCGGACACCACCCCGCCGUGAAAAAUUUGUCCAGGGCCAUCGCAAGGCUAGUGCCGAACUGUGUUACCACCGGCAGACCCCAUCAGAUGAGGUCAUCGUUAAUCAGUACGUUCUUCACCAGUCAACCACUUCUGAACCCCUGGAAUGCCCCACCUGUGGCCACGUGUACAAUGCCACCAACAAACGUCCACGGAUCCUCUCCUGUCUACACUCGGUGUGCGAGGAGUGCCUGCAGAUCCUCUACGAGUCCUGCCCCAAGUACAAGUUCAUCUCGUGCCCUACUUGCCGCCGGGAGACCGUCCUCUUCACCGACUAUGGCCUGGCAGCUCUGGCAAUCAACACCAGCAUCCUGGCCCGGCUGCCAGCUGAAGGCCUCACUGCCAACCCGGGCCAAUGGGGCAGUGAGGCUGACCGCAGCUGCUACCAGACCUUCCAGCAGUAUUGCGGGGCAGCCUGCAGCUGCCAGCUCCGAAACCCAUUGUCUUCCUGUGUCAUCAUGUAGAGGAAGAGAGAGAGAAGGCCCUUCCCCAUGUCACAGAGUAACAUUUGUGACCAAAAUAAGGAUUACUGCUCCAAGACUGAACAACUUGCUGUUCUUUCUCAGCAACCUAUAUGGUAAAUUAUCUAUAACUGCAUUAUCUCAUCUGGGAGUUUCUGUGUUUUCUGUGAAAUCAAAGGUAUCAAAUUCAGGUUGAGUGGCAAGUAUUAUGCAGUCUUGAUAGUUUUGCCUGAGAGGCAGUGUUGCCAAGCAACCUGCACAUUCUUGACUACGACCUCGGAAUUGCUUCUUUCUCCACCCCAGUAUUAUACGACGCCUAAAACCAUUGCCAAAGCAGCAAGUGUUUUAAAGUGUUGCCCUCUCUAGGUUGGUAAAGCUUAAUGUGUUCUAGAUGCACACCACACUAUCCAGCAGCCUAUCGAGACCCUCAUUCUUGGCCCUGCCCAGUGCCCUCAAUCUUUCACCAGAACACAGUGUCUGGCGAGAGCAUUUCUUUAACCUGAAGUUUCGAUUUUGAUGGUUGGAUAAUUAGAGAAGGGUUUAGCUGCACUUAUUUUUAAUUGCAAACAUCCUCACCUAAGCCACAGCCCUGCCCCAAACCUCCAUGACAUCAGAGGCAUGUUAGUAGCUUUUGUGUGGUGUCAACCCAGCCAAAAUCAGCACCGGGAGUGCUCGAACUGGGCCAGCUGCCUCAGCACUGUACAACCUCCCCCGAACCCCACCUCUAACCUCCCACCCUACACCCUCCAUCCUCUGACCUCCCACCUCCAAGCCACUGUGGUUCUGGAGGAAGCUGGGCUGAAAAGGGUCACGACCAUAGGUUUCCACAUCGACCUGUCAGUCACAGUAAACAUUUAACAAAGGCUGCUCUCACCUGUGUGUCUGAGUGCAUUGGUUUUGCUUUUGCUCCUUGCCCCACCCACAAUCCUAGUCUUGGGUCCCAAGAAGCCAUUCACACCUUUAACACAACAGAUGGAGAAAUACUCAUCUUUGGCUCCAAAUUAGGUGUAUAGAGCACCUACGGCCAAAGCUAACAGUCAGUGCUGGAGAGCUCACCGAGAGCAGUGCUAGGAACACAAAGAAUGUUUCUUUAUUGAUUGUAUUCUGUGAAUAAACUCUAUAUUAGACCUUC
Stegostoma tigrinum is the source of this 2793-nucleotide messenger RNA. RefSeq names its product ring finger protein 208 (gene rnf208). Gene Ontology annotation, biological process: protein ubiquitination. The record is from RefSeq and is a predicted model, not a curated record. The transcript has a single exon. Gene Ontology annotation, molecular function: ubiquitin protein ligase activity. NCBI's taxonomy places the organism in Eukaryota, Metazoa, Chordata, Chondrichthyes, Orectolobiformes, Stegostomatidae. The coding region runs from base 927 to 1664 and encodes 245 amino acids.